This is a messenger RNA of Drosophila ananassae, 934 nucleotides long. Its product is annotated as skin secretory protein xP2-like. The record is from RefSeq and is a predicted model, not a curated record. NCBI's taxonomy places the organism in Eukaryota, Metazoa, Arthropoda, Insecta, Diptera, Drosophilidae. Bases 16 to 726 code for a protein of 236 amino acids. The transcript is spliced from 2 exons.
AGCACCUACCUCGCCAUGGCCCUGCUGGAGGAGACGCACCCACCCACCUGGCCCUGCUGGAGGACACGCACCCACCCACCUGGCCCUGCUGGCCCACCUUGCCCUGCUGGAGGAGGCGCACCCACCUUACACUGCAGGAGGAGGCGGCGCACCCACCUGGCCCUGGCUGCUGGAGGAAGAGCACCCACCUGCCCCUGCCGGAGGAGGAAGAGCUCUCACCUGCCCCUGCCGGAGGAGGCGCACCCACCUGGCCCUGCUGAGGAGGCACACCCUUUGCCACUGCUGGCGAAGGAGCACACACCUGGCCCUGCUGGAGGAGGCACACCCAUCUGCGCCUGCUGGAGGAAGAGCAUCCACCUGCCCCUGCCGGAGGAGGCGCACCCCUGCCCCUGCUGGAGGAAGAGCAACCACCUAGCCCUGCCGGAGGAGGCGCACCCCCUGCCCGUGCUAAUGGAAGCGCACCCAUCUGGCCCUGACUGCUGGAGAUCCGGAAUUGGAGGAAGGAGAAAGAGCACCUACCUCGCCAUGGCCCUGCUGGAGGAGACGCACUCACCCACCUGGCCCUGCUGGAGGACACGCACCCACCCACCUGGCCCUGCUGGCCCACCUUACCCUGCUGCGCACCCACCUUACCCUGCUGGAGGAGGCGCACCCACCUUACCCUGCUGGAGGAGGCGCACCCACCUGGCCCUGACUGCUGGAGGAGGCGCACCCACCUGGCCCUGACUGCUGGAGGAGGCGCACCCACCUGGCCCUGACUGCUGGAGGAGGCGCACCUACCUGGCCCUGACCCUGCUGGAGGUAAAGCGGUAAAAUUUUUUGUAUUUAAUUGUUUGUUUUUAUUUCAGAUCGGUUAAUUAUUCGCCACCUGUUCUGACUAGAGGUGGGGAACUAUCGAUAGUCGGCACCAUCGGUAGCGAGCGAUAGUUUUUCU